This is a messenger RNA of Achroia grisella, 2280 nucleotides long. Its product is annotated as sodium channel protein Nach-like. Bases 1 to 1446 code for a protein of 481 amino acids. Gene Ontology annotation, biological process: sodium ion transmembrane transport. Gene Ontology annotation, cellular component: membrane. Gene Ontology annotation, molecular function: ligand-gated sodium channel activity. Lineage: Eukaryota; Metazoa; Arthropoda; Insecta; Lepidoptera; Pyralidae. The transcript has 9 exons. The record is from RefSeq and is a predicted model, not a curated record.
AUGCCACACACUUGCAAAGCUCUUAUAAAAGAUUAUUGCGCAAACUGCAGUUUUGCUGGAGUGCGUUUUAUAGCUGAUGAUACAAAACAUUGGUUCGAGAGAUGUAUUUGGGGAGUAUUAGUGUUCCUGGGAUGGUACGGGUCUGCCGUGCUAAUCAUCGCGGCUUGGAAUGAUUUCGUUCUUAAUCCUAUUAGCUUCGGCUUAGAGACUACUUAUAUUGACUGGAAUACUAAAAUGCCGGCUGUGGCUAUUUGCGAAUUGUCAAAUAAUGAUCGCAUUUUUGAAGUUGCCGAUAAAAUUUGGUCCGCCGACCACCUUUUGGAUUUAGAGGACGCAUUAAAAGAUAUUGCUUACUUCCGAGGAUACUGCUUCAAUCUUGUGGAUCUUUGUUACAAUACAAAGAAACCAGACCCUAAAUGUCCGAUGUCGAAUUACAGUUAUUACGCAAACUUAGUUCGCAGCGAUUGUCCCAGAAUUAUACAAAAUUGCUCUUAUAACAACAUACCAUUUGACUGCUGUGAAUAUUUUCUAUUUAUGCCAACUGAUGUGGGAUCAUGCUUUGUUAUUAACUCCAUUCAAACAGAAAAAACAAAUCCCUAUCCAAUGAUAUGCAACUACACCGAGAAAAGAGGAUCUAUCAAGUUUGAUAUAUUACUAUCGUCAAUGAUGUAUACUUUAGGAGAAGACGAAAUUCCCAGUGUUACUUCACUACGUGCAACUACAUUAAGAAUCCAGCUUGGACGUAAAUACCGGCGUCUCGUUGCAGUAAAUAAUAUUGAAAAUGACCCAUUAGUGGCAGAUACGACGACAAAACAACGAGCCUGUCAAUUCUACUCGGAAAAUCAAGACAGCCUAUAUCCUCAUUACUCCUAUAGUGCAUGUCUAACGCAAUGUCGAAAACAAGCACAGAUCCGUCUGUGUGGAUGCCACGACCACUUCUUUGUUGCCACAUCCGAUACCCACUACUGCAACAUUUCUGGUAUGGCUUGCCUCCACACAAAUGGCGACAGCCUCACCAACCUCAAACCAUCAUGGAGCACCAGGCCUGGACAAGUAUGCAACUGCUUACCUUCUUGCGAUGAAACAGAAGUUACUGUUAUCAAAGACGGAUUUGUCCCAGAACGUUUAUUUAUGAAGAAGAAAUCGGAAGUUGAGAUUUCAUUAGCACGUUUACCUGCUGAGCGAUUCAAGCGUAAUGUGGUACGAAGUCGUUUAGAUCUAGUCGUGUCUGUUGGUGGUACAACUGGAUUAUUUGUUGGAGCUAGUUUGAUUAGCUUUAUAGAAUUAAUUUUCUAUUUCGCAGUUAGAUUUAUAAGUAAUAUUUUAAUGGACAAACGAUAUAAGAAAACAAACCUCAUAUUGCCUGGACAAGAAAGAAAAAUAGGCAAAAAUUUUAAUUUUGGAAUACAAAAAAAAACAAACGGAAAGAUUGUACGACAACAGUAGAGUAAUUAAUUCGAAACUUAUCGUUUAUGAUAACAUAUACAAAAAGAUAAAUAAAAGAUACUAAUGAAUUUAUAUAAUGAAUUUCGUACAAUUUUUACGCUCGUAUUUUGUCAGUUUCAUUUUCUCAUUCAAAUUAUGUAACAUUUUGUUUGUGCACAAGAAAAUAUAAAUAGGUAAAGUUAUAUCUAAAUAAGAUUCAAUAAAUUAUUCUAAUGCAUUCGUGGAAUUAUUUAAGUUGCGUCAUUCUACAUAUCAUUGUGUGACAUACAGAAGCCUUUCGCUUGAUAUUUCACUUCACAACGUAAAUCGUGGCACUCAUUGCCAUAGAGAAGUUAACAAAUUAUAAAUAUCUACUUAUAAAGGAUUUUAUGUAUUUAGGCGGUUAACUUUCUUCAUGUUAUUGCUACUUAAUAUUAAUUUAGGUACGAAUUUAAUCAAUUUUUAUAUCAAGUUUUACAGUUGAAUUCGUAAUAUACCUAUAUUAUUGUGAAAAUAUUUUCGUGCAAUAUUAUAACUUGGUAUACGAUGUACAUAGAAAUUGUGAGUCACAGCUGUUAUUAAGAAUAUCGGAUUGCGUGUCCAUUUUCUGCCACGCUCUGGAUUGUCCUAGUUCCUAAUUACAGGAAACCAACAGUUACAAUUGAAGUAACAGUAAAUAUCUUUGUAUUAACAUCCUUAGAAACAAAACACGGUAAAAGUAAUCGUUAUAUUUUUUUUUGCCUUCAUUGAAGUACUUCAUUGUAAUAUCAUCAUCAUCAUUAUUACAUAGUAUAAAUAAAGUCUCUGUCGCUCUGUCCCUAUUAGGGUUCAUUCAUCAACAAAACACAACGAUUU